Molecule: messenger RNA, 1076 nt
Organism: Drosophila ananassae
Lineage: Eukaryota; Metazoa; Arthropoda; Insecta; Diptera; Drosophilidae
Exons: 1
Coding region: 90-914 (274 amino acids)
Source: RefSeq, a predicted model, not a curated record
AUUUUUGUGUUAGAAUUUUUGGCAAGAAAAAAUAUUCAAAAUUUUAAUGAGUAAUAGAAAAAAUAGUAAAUUCAAUUCCUGUCACCGUCAUGACUUCCGAAUGGGAGAAAACUUACCAUCGGCUAGUCCGGGAAAAUGAAAAUGACGAGUGGAGACUGGAGCUCCUCGAGAGGCAGGUGCGCCACUUCAAAACCAAACGACAACGUAUACAGAACCAGAUCGAGCUGGAGAAAAAGGACAUGGAUGUGUGGGUGGACUUGAUGGAGCACUUGAAGCUCGAGGCAAAGCGCUACAAGCAGGAAAAAAAGCAUCAACUCACUCCCAAGAAAAAAAAACAACUGGAAAAUCUUCUAAAAAGGUUGCCUCACGACAAAUUUGCGGAAAGGGUUCGACUUAUGGAGGUGUCGGAGAAUUUGUUGUCCAUUCCGUGCCCAAAGAAGAAACGGACGAAAAAGCCCACAGAACUGCCCAAAAGUGACCCAUGCGACUCUGAUGUGCCACUGCCAAAGAAGUGUGAUCCCAACCUUCAAUCCUCGGUGGACCGAAAAAUUAAAAAGAUCAAUAACGGUAUAAAGACCCUUCGGAAAAUAAAUGAAGAAACUCUGGGGGUCAUAAGUGAUAUUCGCGCACUGAAAGCUACCAUCAAUUACUUGGAACGUGGUCAAUGCACCAAUAUGAAGAUAACACCAUACGUUGACCCCAGGACCGCAUUGAAGACGAUCAAUCCGGCACCGGAAAAGAAGGCCACCAUUGCCUUGGACCGUUUGCGCGUUACCAAGAACCGGAAGUACUAUACACGAGAAAUCCUGGACAUACGACCGCCAUUUAUCCUCGAGAACGUGCCCCAGUUGAUGCCCAAGAUGUACGACUUUCUGGAUCAAAACCGUGCUGAAACCGGAAAACGUAAACGCUAGCAUUAUUUUAUUUCUGGUGGGGAAAAUAAUUUAUUAAGCCGAGAAUUAGUCUACUUAAGCAUAGUCUAUUUAAACGUGUUCUACGAUACGCUAAUCCUGUUCAGCUCUUGUUCCAUAUUUACAAUUUACAAUAACAACUAAACUCAUUGAUCAUCGCCGGAA